AUGUCAGCUGCCCAAUUUAUGAUCCCAGGUUUAGAUGCUUCUGCUUCAGAGAAACAAAACGAUUCUAACAAAUCAAGAUUUCAAUUAUUUAGAGAAUCUCCAGCUUGGACGGUGUUAGUAAAUGUUGCCCUUUUCGGUGCUGGUGUUGCUUUUAUUCAAAGUCCAUUAAUGGAUAUGAUGGCUCCACAGUUGUAG
Saccharomycodes ludwigii is the source of this 195-nucleotide messenger RNA. It is a transcript of the gene TOM6, whose product is annotated as Tom6p. Bases 1 to 195 code for a protein of 64 amino acids. The transcript has a single exon. Lineage: Eukaryota; Fungi; Ascomycota; Saccharomycetes; Saccharomycodales; Saccharomycodaceae. Gene Ontology annotation, biological process: protein import into mitochondrial matrix. Gene Ontology annotation, cellular component: mitochondrial outer membrane translocase complex. The record is from RefSeq and is a predicted model, not a curated record.